AUGAAGUUUGGACAGCACCUUGCCCAGUCCAUUCAGCCGGAAUGGUCCUUCAACUAUAUCUCGUACGACGAGCUGAAGAACGUCGUCAAGUCACGAACCGCCACACAGCUCUGGACAGAGACCGAUGAGGGCUAUUUCGUGGAGCUGCUCGAGCGUGAGCUGGAGAAGGUCUACAGCUUCCAGAAUGUCAAGAUCGGAGAGAUCCAGCGCAAGCUGUCGUACUACAAUACCCAGGCCCAGGACUUCAAGAAGAACGGAGCCCAAGAAGAGACCUGGCGGGCACUCGAGAUCGAGCUCUACCGCCUUGUGGCCGAAGUCGAUGUUAUGGCCAAGUACACCCGUCUUAACUACACUGGCUUCCUCAAGAUCGUCAAGAAGCACGAUAAACAAACUGGAUGGAUGCUCAAGUCCAUCUUCCAUGUCCGCCUCAACACCAAGCCGUUUCACAAGGAGAACUAUGAUGCGGUCAUUGUGCGCCUGUCGGCAAUUUACCACAUUGUCACCGCCAGAGGUCAAAAGUUGAAGGGCGACAAUCAGUUCUCCAACUGGGACUCGAGCGCGUUCGUGCGUGAUACGACCAAGUACUGGGUUCACCCCGACAACAUCACGGAGGUCAAGCUGGUGAUCAUGAAGCACCUGCCCGUGCUGGUCUUCAACACCAAGAAGGAGUAUGAGGAAAACGACUCGGCCAUCUCCUCCGUUUAUGUCGACAACGAGAGUUUCGAGUGUUAUCAGGGGCGUCUCGAGAAGACUGACAUGGCCCAGGCUAUCCGCAUUCGUUGGUAUGGACCGACCCCCACCGACAAUGGCCAGUGCUUCCUGGAGAGGAAGGUCCAUCGCGAGAAGUGGACUGGCGAGCAGAGUGUCAAGGAGCGCUUCCCUAUCAAGACAAAGUACAUCAACCCAUACCUCACCGGAGACUACACCAUGGACGUCAAGUUCGCAAAGCUCCGUGCCCGUGGCCAAAAGUCUGUCAAGGAUGUCGAACUGAUGCAGAAGCUCGCCAACGAGGUUCAGACGAGCAUCGUCGGCAAGUCGAUGCGUCCCACUAUUCGCGCCUUCUACCGCCGCACUGCCUUCCAGCUCCAUAACGAUGCCCGUGUGCGCAUCUCUCUUGAUACAGAGCUGGCCCUUAUUCGUGAGGACGACUUUGGCGGCAGGGCCCGUGCUGGCACUAACUGGAAGCGUGACGACAUUGGCAUUGACUGGCCCUUCAAGCAGCUCCCUGCCGAGGAUAUCACCCGUUUCCCCUACGCUGUCCUGGAGGUCAAGCUACAGACUCACCAUGGCCAGGAGCCUCCAGCCUGGAUUGUCGAGUUGAUCAACUCUCAUUUGGUCGAGUCCUGCCCCCGCUUCUCCAAGUAUAUUCACGGUGUUGCCACCCUUUUGGAGGACAAGAUUCAGAUCCUUCCCUUCUGGCUGCCUCAGAUGGAUCAGGAUAUCCGCAAGCCUCCCAAUACUGACUUUGGCUUGACUACCUUCUUGCCCAACGCCUGGCCUGUGGGAACACCCCAGAUCGGAUUGCGCCCACCACUUGCGCCCCGUCCUAUGAUCGAGGGUAGCUCGGAGAUCACGAUAAAGGGCGCCAAGUCGCUCUCAGAGUUCGAGCCCAAGAAGCCCAAGACAAUGGACAAGGCCACGUACCAGCAAAAGAUGGCGGAGAAGGCUGCUGCGAACCGUCGUCCCGGCAACACCGAAAACAACUUUUACAACCAGCCUAUGGUCAUGGCGGGCUCGAAGACAAGCGUGACGGGCUCGCAUCCUCUUCGUUCUUCGACUGUGCCCAAGCGUGCCUCUGCGCCCGUCAGGAUGGAGCCCAAGGUCUUCUUUGCCAAUGAGCGUACUUUCCUGAAUUGGCUGCAGUUCUCUGUCCUUCUUGGAUCGAUCUCGUUGACGCUGCUCAACUUCGGUAACUACAUGACUCGUGUAUGCGGUGCCGUAUUGACAGUCAUUACGCUGUUGGCGAUGUUGUACGCACUCGGAAUUUUCCAUGUUCGUCUGUCGAACAUUUUGUCGACCAAGCCCAACCGCCAGUUCCACGACCGCUGGGGACCCACGGUUCUGUGCGUGUUCUUGUUCGGUGCUUACUUCCUGAACUUCUACGGUACGUCUCGUUAA
This is a messenger RNA of Gamsiella multidivaricata, 2118 nucleotides long. RefSeq names its product VTC domain-containing protein. The transcript has 5 exons. Bases 1 to 2118 code for a protein of 705 amino acids. Lineage: Eukaryota; Fungi; Mortierellomycota; Mortierellomycetes; Mortierellales; Mortierellaceae. Gene Ontology annotation, cellular component: vacuolar transporter chaperone complex; fungal-type vacuole membrane. The record is from RefSeq and is a predicted model, not a curated record.